UCCGGAAUAUGUAAACAUUGUUAUGUCAUCCAUUAAAAGUAAACUGCUCAGUUCUAAAAAUAAAUGAAGUGCGUAGCUUUGCACUGACGCAUUGAAUUUUCUGCUUUGCACUGACGUCUAACAAAAUACAAGAAUUGUGAAAUGAUGGUUGACGAUUGUAACAGGAAUAUCUGAGGGUUAAAGUGCAAGCAUUUCACAGCACAAGAUGUCGAAGCGAGUUACACCUAAGAUCGCUGUUGCGGGUUUACGCACCAUUCAAACGCUUGGCGCUGUAGCCAUCCCCGCUCCACUUGAAGAAGUGCCAGAAGGAUUUGAGAUUAAACCGGACGCUAAAAAACCAGAAAUAUUUAGUACCGAUGAUUGGAAAAGUGUACAAAAUGCAGUGAAGGAUAUCUUCAAUGAGAAAUUUACACUAGAAGUCCCAGGAGAAAUAUAUAGGUUGCAUCAAAAUGUCAAGAAUAUACUCCGGUCCAAAACAGGAACAUUCCUUUGCGACUGUUACAAAGAAUGGCUAACGAAAGAGAUGAAUCUCAUGGCAGCAGAAAGACUCAGGGAAUUCAAAGGUCCCAAAGUCCUGCAAAAUUUAGAAGAGAUAUGGAAUACAUUUUACUGUGAAAUCCUCCCAAUGCUAGAGGCUAUACUUUAUAUGGUCAAACACAAGGGAAGACCAUGUAUUCGUACCACCACUCUGGCUACUUUCAGAGAUGUAGUAUUUCUUUCUACGAAUAUUGAAGAUGCAAUAAUGAGAGGGAGACGUACUUUGAGCCCUGGAAUACGACAUGCGAUCCGAAUAUUACAGUGUGUAAAUGACUCCUACCCACCAAGCAGAAACAAACUGAAAAUUGAAUUUCUAGCUGCACAAAUAUGUAGUUCAUACAUUGGAUACUAUGGAUUAUAUCAAAAUGGCCACCUGAUCGUCACAUCAAACGAGCCGAUGAUUGUUUCUAAGAGAAGACCAAGUGCUGAUGUUGGAGGACCAAGGCGCAUUUCACGUCCAUUUAGCAUUCAGCCCCAACAAAUGGACACACUCAACCAGAUAUUUAAAAAUGCUGUUCGACACAAGACACCGAAGGGAAGAAGACAUUUGAGAUGAAGCAUUCUUCAGAAAUAGAAGAUACUGAAUGCAGAGUUCGUGCGAAAAAAAAAACAACCUGUAAUCAUAGACCUAUGUACCUGAAACUAAUAAUAAAUGUUUUAUUGUCUUAACA
Messenger RNA from Stegodyphus dumicola, 1208 nucleotides. RefSeq names its product proline-rich protein 5-like. Gene Ontology annotation, cellular component: TORC2 complex. Gene Ontology annotation, biological process: TORC2 signaling. The record is from RefSeq and is a predicted model, not a curated record. NCBI's taxonomy places the organism in Eukaryota, Metazoa, Arthropoda, Arachnida, Araneae, Eresidae.